CGGAGUCCUUGGCGUCGGGUCUUCACGGUCGAGCAGCGAAUCUUGACAGGCAGAUCUCUGCAGACGCGGUCAACCGAGGAUUACAGUCACGUCCCGGCGUACUCGAUCUCGUCACAAGGAAUAUCUGGAGAGACACGGCGGUGGCCCAGCAACUGAUCGAAAGCAACGUCGACUACCCGAAGACGAAAACCGCUACGGACGCGUAUCGACGGUUUUCGGUGCGAUCGCCUCGCCUGGACGACGUGCCUGAGAGUGACGCGGGAUCGUCGGUGUACGGACCGGGCUCAGCAGCGUUUACCGGAUCAGGCUACUGCUCAGUGGACGCGGAGUCGACAGAGGAGGAGAUGUCAGCAGACGAAGACUAUAUGCACGAAGACAUGGUUUCAGUGUCGGACGAGCGUACUGCUAUGAACACUGUGCUGCAGUAUCCGCAGACUGAAGGUGCUUCCGCGGGUUUUGAUCAGCAGCAACACUUCAGAGAGAUCCAGCACCAGCAACAGCUUCUGCAGCAGCAGCUGCUACACGAGCAGCGGCUUCAGCAGCAGCCGGGGCACUCGCAGCUGCAGACCGCAGAGCUGUCGCCGCCGCAAGCGCAGAACUCGUCGGCUCACGACGCCCAGGCCAUGGACGUCUCCGGCGGUGGUGGUCAUGGUUACGGUGCGGUUGCCUCGGCGACCGUCCCGCCAGCAGCCACUGCCAUGCCGAUGCUCAACCAUCACCCGACUCACCAUCACCAGAUCGCCGCUGCGGCACAAGCCUCCGCUUACAACAUGGACGCCAUGCAAGCCCAGCAGCAGCAGCAGCAGCAACAACAUCAGUACAACCAAACGGCGGCGGCUUUCGAAGCAGCUCAGGGCGCACGGAAGCACAUGCCAAUGCAGCACAUGCCACCGGAAAUGCUGCUGCAUAAGCAGCGUCUGAUGGCUCAGCAGCAAAUGCGCGCACAACAGCGUGCACAGCAGUUAGCCGGGCAGAACCAGCAUCAACAGCUAACGGGCCAUCUGCAGCCAGGAAAUGUAACGAUUUCAGCCCCUCAGAGUGGCGGCAGUGCAAAGAAACCAGCUUCUUCACCUAGGGAGAAGAAGAAAAAGCCCAUGAAAUCAAAGACGAAAACGUUCAAGUACCAUCCGUUCCAGCCGCCAACGAAAGGUGGCAACAAGCCAGAACCAAUGCCCGAGCCACCCAAGAAGAAACCUCCUAAGGACAGAACAGUCAGAUCAGCAGGCGUGUCUUCCAGCGGUGCCGCCUCUUCGUCAACGACGAAUUCAUCUGGCGUCGCUAACGGCAACCAAGGCGGCGGCAACAUUGCCACUGUUGAUGACGGCGGUAGCGGUGGUGCCAUGACAGAUACUACCAAACCUUUGGAUAACUACGGUUUGCUUCUGAAGCAGCAGACGCUGUUUGUGCGCUUGCAGAUGCUGAUAGCCGAUCCGGACGGUGCGCCCGCUAAAGGCGACGACGCCUCGCCGACGGCCGGAACUGUGGCAGCGGCUUCGGCAGCUGGCAAUCGAAUGUUCCACACUGUCAGUGUUGCCGAGGGAAAUGGGCCGCACCUAACGAAGAGCCGUAGCUCCGACCUGAGCAGCAAAACGGUGUCGGAACUCAAGGACGUACUUCGAGCAUAUCAGCUACCGAUCACAGGCACGCGUGAUACCUUGCUGUCCCGCCUGCUAGACUAUAUGAAGGAAACGGAGCGUGACGCCAACGAGAUGCAUCACUCGCCAAUGUCGAUGACCACCGAUACUCAGAGUAUAUCUCCAAACUCCACGCUGGAUCGGCCCCGUUCAACACCCCCUUACUUCUCGGCGGGUGUAAGUGUGAAUGCUGCGAACGUAAGCGACCAGGAUACGAUAACCACAGCCCUGCGUGAUCUGAUAAACAACCCACAUGACCUGGAGCCACUGAACCUACUGCCGUCGGAACGUCAGCAGAAGCUUAUGUCACACUUAAAGCGUGAAAUGGAACAGACCAAGGCUAGGAUCGAGGAAGACAAAGUACGAGAGGAAGGAGGCACAUCUUCGAAGGGCACUGCGGCGGAAAACAACGCUCGCAUCGGUAUCGGCAGCGGUAAUGGCGGACUGGGCGGCAAAUAUCUAUCUCAGCACCUGUCCAGCCCAGCCCUCAACGGCCAACAUCAACAUCAUCAGCAGCAGCUGCAUCAGCCAGGCAUGUCGGCGGUGGGCGUCGGAAGCAUGCUUCCUCAGCAGUACGCACAGGCAGUGCAGGCUGCACAGUCGAUGCAGGCCACACACUGGUCUGCGCAACACCAGCAGCAGCAGCAGCAGCAACACCAGCAGCACGCGCAUCAAUCCGCUGCCAUGAGCAACGCCAAGGCAACCAUUCAGCGCCGUGCCUCGGCCUCGGCGAUGGCAGCCGGUGCAUCUUAUCACCCCACUCCCUCGCCGCCAGUACGCAAUAAACGGCGUUCAAGUCGCGGUUUCACCGGCGCCAUGUCCAAUCCUAACUCUAUGCCGAGUUCCCCUGCGCCUUCACAGUAUUCCUCCCAGCAGGACCUGGACCAGAUUCUGGACGCUGCCGUGUCUACGUCGAUGGAUCUGAACCGCAAACUGAGCUUAUCUGGUGCAUCCUUUGGUAUGACCAGUGCUGCAGUUAACACCACCUCCUCACAAUCUCUGCUGGGUGGUGGUGACCCGGCUGCAGCUCAUCCUCACGCCCGUGGUCAUGUCCGUAGCUCAUCAGCAAGUGGCUUUUUUGGCAUACUUCAACCGGGCACGGUGUCGAGAGACGCAGAGAUGCAGAUGCAGAUGGAGCAUUUUGGAGAGCAGUAUCGGAUGGCCAUUGGCCAGCACCAGCAGCGGCAGAGCCUGGGCCAGCAGCCAGGUGGUGGAAUGAUGCAUGGUGCAGGAGGUAUGACGUCGACCAUGUCAAUGCCAACACUCACCAACGACGAUAUAUUCUUCGGCAACAGCGAGGUGUUUGGAGCGUCCGGAUCGCUAGCGUCGCGUCCCCACAGCUCGGCAAGCACCAGCAGCAGCCAGCAGCAGGAGAGUUUGCCAAGCAGCCAGACGAGCAGCUGCACCAGCUACACGCUCGCAGGCCCGGCCGCGCCUGGCACUUGUGGAUCAGCGGCGCCGCCUCCAUCACCGUAUUCAAAUGCUCAACAUCAGCAGCAGCAACAGCUGGAUGCGGCCAUGUCCAUGCAAAUGGGUCCGCCCGUGUCCGGUAUUGCCACGCCGGCCUCCAUGACGUCUGCUGGGAGCGGCGGUGGUGGCACAAACUCCAGCAGCGGCAUUACCUCGUCUGCAGGACGGACAGCUUCCGGUGACGUCGUUGAUGACGACACGCUGAAACGCGGAGAGGCGUCACUGGCCGCCACGUCGAACGACGACACACUGAAACGAGAUGAGAAACUGGAGGAAAAGGAUGACACACUGACAAGGAAUCAAACGCCGAUCAAAUCCGAAACCCUACCACGGAAUACUGGCAUGGAUACGCCGAUCAAAUCCGAAACCCUACCACGGAAUACUGGCAUGGAUACGACUGUGGAUCCGCUCUACCGUACGCAGCAGCUGCCACAGCAGCAGCAGCAGCAGCAACAACUGCAGAUGCCCCAGCAGCUUAACACGUCUUCAUCACAACAGCUCAUAAACCAUGUCACUCUGCAGCAGCAACAGCAGCAGCAGCAGCAGCAGCUGCAACAGCAGCAGCAGCAGCUGCAACAGCAGCAGCAACGACCGAUGCAUGCACCUCUUCUACAGCAGCGAAGUUGCCCUGGCUCUCUGGUGGACUCGGGCGCUAUGUUCGGAUCAUCCACCCAACAUAUACAGCAUCAGCUGCAGCAGAUACGGCAACAGCAGCAGCAGCAACAGCAGCAACAGCAGCAGCACGAACUUCAACAGCAGCAGCUGCAACAUCGAGCAUCGCAUGGAUCGGGUGUUAGUCUUGAUCUUGCGCAGUCUGGGAGCAGCAGUUCGGAGCAGCUUUUCGAGAAAGUGUUCUCUGAAGCAGGAGGUGUUGGUGACUCCGGCUCGCUUGGUUUCCAGAGCAGCGGACCGAUCAUGAUCGCGCCCACUCACCACCGCAGCGCCGAUCACCUGUUCGACCCGUCCUCCCCGGCAUCGUCGCUGAUGCACUCAGACCUGGGAACGUCGCCGGCCAGCACCAGUAUACAUUCUGGCUGUGGCUCUGUCGAUGGUAUACCGUUAGCGGUGGCGGGCAGAGGGCACGGCGUGGCAACUGUGGCAUCGGUCACCCCCGGACUGACUAUGGUGUGUGCUCCCGACGUCCUGAACAGCGCUGCGGUGGCGGCCGGUGGAGCUGCUGGCAAUGGUUCCAGACCCGACUCACAACAGUCUAGCCACUCCAAUCACUCGAGCAGAAGCGUGGGUCGGCUGUCGCACGGUUCUGCGGAUAUGUACGCUACUCAGUUCGACUCGCUCGGCCGGGGCCUCCACGGCCUAUCCGCAGAUGACCCGGCGCUCAACGUGGAAUGGCUCGAUCUGAUGGGCUCGUCGUCGACCAACUCCACCCUGGAGCGCAGCACCGGAAUCAACCCCAACCUUCGCGUAAUACAGCAGGUACCGCAGCACCACACCUCGCUGCAGAAUAUGGCCAUCGCGCAGGACAACACCAUGAUGACCCAGGACACGCUCAUGCAGUUUGGCCUGCCCGCACAGGAGCUGAGUCCCUGGAGAUUUGGCGAACGCUAGCACGUCUGUCCAGGCAGAUCCAUAGACACGCAGCUCCCGUUACAGCCGCCUUGUUGUUCGCGCCACCACCACGGUCACCUUCACUGUCACCACUGUCACUAAGCGCCCCUGCUAACACCACCAUGACCCAUCUACGUAUGUAGAGUGGUGUGUCUGAGAUGUUUUAUAGUCUAAACCGUGCAUCAAGCUGAGCUCAUAUCAACCUGCUCGUUGUGGAGAUGUUCUCCAACGGUGUAAGCACGUCACGCAAACAGCAGUAGCUGAGCGCUGUUUGAGUUCUCACAUCACGCCGGCCGCCAUGUGUUAAUGAAAUCAACAGAGUGCUUGCUAAACAAUGUUUUCCUGCGCGUACUGUUCGAAGGAAGGCCGCGAGUGAGAGCAGCUAUCCAGUAAAACUUGGCCACAUUCUGCUCUGCUAGCAUGGUGUCAGUCGGGGCAGAACCUGUAGACUGUGCAGUGGACCUUUUUCGUGUGUGUGAGUGUGUGUGUACAUGUGAUGCGAUGACACUUUAGUUUUGUUCCCCACACGUUGACCUGAUUGAUAUAGUUGGUGUUUGAAAAUGUUGAUGUGCCUCUUAGGUCAGCUACCACUACUGUCGUUUCGUUUUAGAUCCGUGCUAGCGUCUUCCAUCAUAUACAUAAUAGCCAUCCAUUCUCUAUCUCGCCUUUAUGUGUGCGUGCGGAAAUGUAUAGCUGCUCAGAUGUGUGUGUGUGUGUGUGUACGUCUUUCCGUGUUUGUGUGCGUGCGUGUGUGUACGUCUGUGUGCGCUUGUGUGUUUGUGCAUGUGCAUGUGUCUUGAUGUAUGUACAUACCUUUUUACUCGUCUUUUGACUGCCGUCGUUUGUAGUUUUUUGCUGUGUACGUACGCGCGCGCUCCUUCAAUCAGCAUACCUCUUUCUUCAAUCAGCAUACCUCUUCUGUUGCUUCACGGUAUCUUAUUAACUUUUGCAUCGUUUCUUGUGCGAUUGUAACUUUGACACAGGAGUGGCUGUGUUGUCUUGAUGCUCGUAGACCCCAAGCAACAGUGUGACGAUGGGAGUUCCAUUGGAACUAUACAGUAUAGACCAUUCUCAUAGAAGUGUGACUGAGAGAGUUGGUUAUCAGCCCAUUCGAACUGUAUAAUAUAGACCGUGCUCACCAAACAGAAUCUUGUUUCCAAGAGUCUGCUUUUACAGAGUCUGCUUUGCUGUGCUGGGAUAUCCUGUCCUGUUUUCUCUCCUAUCGCCUUGCGUACUACCAAUGUGCGCUGCUGCUGCUGCUGUGUGCGUUUAUCUGCUUCUUAUCACAGAACGACAGUGCCUUUUUUUGCAUGAAUACUUGAGAGUUGGAGUAUGAUCAUGACCUGUGUCUGA
Molecule: messenger RNA, 6023 nt
Organism: Sycon ciliatum
Lineage: Eukaryota; Metazoa; Porifera; Calcarea; Leucosolenida; Sycettidae
Product: probable serine/threonine-protein kinase yakA
Biological process (GO): positive regulation of transcription by RNA polymerase II
Cellular component (GO): nucleus
Molecular function (GO): transcription coactivator activity
Source: RefSeq, a predicted model, not a curated record